This is a messenger RNA of Oryza brachyantha (malo sina), 1678 nucleotides long. RefSeq names its product beta-glucosidase 4. Gene Ontology annotation, molecular function: beta-glucosidase activity. Gene Ontology annotation, biological process: cellulose catabolic process. Lineage: Eukaryota; Viridiplantae; Streptophyta; Magnoliopsida; Poales; Poaceae. The record is from RefSeq and is a predicted model, not a curated record. The coding region runs from base 84 to 1538 and encodes 484 amino acids. The transcript has 13 exons.
ACCACCCCCACUCCACGACGCCAAGCAAUCCACCUGCCUUGCCGGAGCCACGCACGCCGCCGCCGCCCGCCGACCGCCGGGGAAUGGGGAGCACGGGGCGGGACGCGGAGGAGGUGGCCCGCGCCGACUUCCCCGAUGGAUUCGUCUUCGGCGUCGCCACCUCCGCCUACCAGAUUGAGGGAGCGAGACGGGAGGGGGGCAAAGGAGAUAACAUAUGGGAUGUUUUCACCGAAAACAAAGAACAUAUCUUAGAUGGGAGCAGUGGAGAAGUUGCAGUUGAUCAUUACCAUCGAUACAAGGAAGACAUUGAGCUCAUGGCCAGUUUGGGUUUCCGUGCUUAUAGAUUUUCUAUAUCUUGGCCACGCAUAUUUCCUGAUGGCCUGGGGAAAAAUGUCAAUGAGCAAGGAGUUGCCUUUUAUAAUGACCUUAUCAAUUUCAUGAUUGAGAAAGGUAUUGAGCCAUACGCAACUUUGUAUCAUUGGGAUCUUCCGCAUAAUCUUCAGCAGACUGUGGGUGGUUGGCUUUCUGAUAAAAUUGUGGAGUACUUUGCACUGUAUGCAGAAGCUUGCUUUGCAAAUUUUGGAGACAGAGUAAAGCAUUGGAUAACAAUCAAUGAGCCUCUUCAAACUGCAGUUAAUGGUUAUGGAAUUGGACAUUUUGCACCUGGAGGAUGUGAAGGGGAUACUUCUAGAUGCUACUUGGCAGCCCACAACCAAAUCUUGGCUCAUGCUGCCGCUGUUGAUGUUUACAGAAGGAAAUUCAAGGAUGUGCAAGGUGGUGACGUAGGCUUGGUUGUUGAUUGUGAGUGGGCAGAACCAUUUUCGGAGAAAACAGAAGAUCAUGUAGCUGCGGAACGAAGGAUUGACUUUCAACUAGGAUGGUACCUGGACCCAAUAUAUUUUGGUGAUUACCCAGCAAGUAUGCGUCAUCGGCUGGGCAACGAUCUUCCAACCUUCUCGGAGAAAGAUAAAGAAUUCAUCAAGAACAAAAUUGACUUUGUUGGAAUAAAUCAUUAUACUUCAAGAUUCAUUGCUCACCAUCAGGAUCCAGAAGAUAUUUAUUUUUACCGAGUACAACAAGUGGAGAGAAUAGAAAAAUGGAAUACUGGUGAAAAAAUUGGUGAAAGGGCUGCAUCUGAGUGGCUUUUCAUUGUUCCCUGGGGCCUUCGGAAAUUACUUAAUUAUGUAGCAAAGAGAUAUGGAAACCCUGUGAUAUAUGUAACUGAGAAUGGCAUGGAUGAGGAGGACGAUCAAUCAGCAACACUCGACCAGGUUUUAAAUGAUACAACAAGAGUUGGUUACUUCAAAGGAUACCUUGCGUCAGUUGCACAAGCAAUCAAGGAUGGUGCUGAUGUUCGUGGAUACUUUGCAUGGUCGUUCUUGGACAACUUCGAGUGGGCUAUGGGAUACACCAAGAGGUUUGGUAUUGUUUAUGUUGAUUACAAGAAUGGGCUUUCCCGACAUCCUAAAGCAUCGGCCCGGUGGUUCUCACAUUUCUUGAAGGGCGAGGAAGCUGAAAAUAAAGCUGACAUGAACUAGUUCAUCCUGAAGAAAGUAAAGGAACAUUGCACAGUAAUUGUUUCUACUGUUGUUGUAUCUUAUUGAUAUAUGUAGUGUGUCACUAUAUCUAUUCAUCAUCAUAAUUAUUAUAUAUCUCAGACGUGCUGUUUAGUUUGUCA